AUGAUUGUAGGUAAUUGCCACUAUGAUAACUCACAGCUGUCAUCAUCAUCAUCAUCAUCAUCAUCAUCAUCAUCAUCAUCAUCAUCAUCAUCAUCAUCAUCAUCAUCAUCAUCGUCAUCAUCAUCAUCAUCAUCAUCAUCAUCAUCAUCAUCAUCAUCAUCAUCAUCAUCAUCAUCAUCAUCAUCAUCAUCAUCAUCAUCAUCAUCAUCAUCAUCAUCAUCAUCAUCAUCAUCAUCAUCAUCAUCAUCAUCAUCAUCAUCAUCAUCAUCAUCAUCAUCAUCAUCAUCAUCAUCAUCAUCAUCAUCAUCAUCAUCAUCAUCAUCAUCAUCAUCAUCAUCAUCAUCAUCAUCAUCAUCAUCAUCAUCAUCAUCAUCAUCAUCAUCAUCAUCAUCAUCAUCAUCAUCAUCAUCAUCAUCAUCAUCAUCAUCAUCAUCAUCAUCAUCAUCAAACCUAGAAGCGCUAAAAGACUGUUUCUUACCGGAGCAAGUUAACGAAUUAUUAAGCUUUGAAUAUUUCAUUGUGAAACAAUGUUAUUUGUUGAAUGAUUGGAAUUCGAGAUUAACUGGAUAA
Molecule: messenger RNA, 570 nt
Organism: Schistosoma bovis
Lineage: Eukaryota; Metazoa; Platyhelminthes; Trematoda; Strigeidida; Schistosomatidae
Source: the annotation of a GenBank genome assembly